Messenger RNA from Clarias gariepinus (North African catfish), 4233 nucleotides. It is a transcript of the gene clip3, whose product is annotated as CAP-GLY domain containing linker protein 3. The transcript has 14 exons. Gene Ontology annotation, molecular function: microtubule plus-end binding. Gene Ontology annotation, biological process: cytoplasmic microtubule organization. Gene Ontology annotation, cellular component: microtubule plus-end; cytoplasm; nucleus. The record is from RefSeq and is a predicted model, not a curated record. Bases 183 to 1802 code for a protein of 539 amino acids. NCBI's taxonomy places the organism in Eukaryota, Metazoa, Chordata, Actinopteri, Siluriformes, Clariidae.
AGUGACGCAGGCAGAGAAAGAAGCAACGCAGCAGCAGCAUCCACCAUCGGUUCACCAUCCAUCUGACAUCCUUCUGUCUAUUCUUCUCUCUGAGUCACAGCGGAAAACAAGGGUCUGAUAAAUAGAGGAAGACGCGAUCGGAUUUUGCGGCUUGUUAUCAGGCCAAAUUCAUAUUUAGGAAAAUGACUAAAGAGGACACCGCCGAUGUAGAGGAGGCCCAACCCACCUCAGAGUUUACCAGUCCUAAACAUGAAGCUCGCAAGAAACCCAUCGUCCACCCAUCUGCCCAGGCCCCACUCCCCAAAGACUACGCCUUCACAUUCUUUGAUCCAAAUGACCCAGCCUGUUUGGAGAUUCUGAUGGAUCCCUGCACCACCAUUCCUGAGCUGUUUGCUAUUAUCCGUCAAUGGGUCCCGCAAGUGCAGCACAAGAUUGACAUAAUUGGUGAAGAGAUUUUAAAGCGCGGAUGUCAUGUUAAUGACCGCGAUGGACUGACAGACAUGACUCUACUACACUACAGCUGCAAAGCAGGAGCUCAUGGAGUGGGAGACCCCGAGGCAGCUCUCAGACUGACCAAUCAGCUAAUUGCUCUGGGUGCAGAUGUCAGCCUUCGCAGUCGUUGGACUAACAUGAAUGCACUCCACUAUGCUGCUUACUUCGAUGUUCCUGAGCUGAUCCGGGUUCUCCUGAAAGCUUCUAAACCUAAAGUACUCAACUCUACUUGCAGUGACUUUUACUAUGGCACUGCCCUGCACAUUGCUGCCUCCAACCUCUGCUUGGGAGCUGUCAAGUGUCUUCUGGAGCAUGGAGCCAACCCUUCUGUCAGAAAUGAUAAAGGGCAAGUUCCUGCUGAUGUGGUUCCUGAUCCCAUGGACAUGAGUCUGGAUAAAGCAGAAGCAGCUAUGGUGGCUAAAGAGCUCAAGCAACUACUGUUAGAUGCUUUGCCUCUCAGCUGUAAUCUACCCCGUGUCACACUGCCCAACUAUGACAACAUUCCUGGCAACCUCAUGCUGUCUUCUCUUGGCCUAAAAUUGGGUGACAGAGUGGUUCUGGAUGACAUGAAGAUGGGCACGCUUCGUUUCUGUGGAACCACAGAGUUCGCAAGUGGUCAGUGGGUUGGCAUUGAGCUGGACGAGCCAGAGGGCAAGAAUGAUGGAAGUGUGGGUGGAGUCCGCUACUUCAUCUGUCCUCCCAAACUGGGAAUCUUUGCGCCUGUAUCCAAAAUAAAAAAAGCAGUGGAUCAAGCUCCUUCCUCCGUUACCUCCACUCCCAAAACCCCCCGCAUGGACUUUUCCCGUGUCACUGGCAAAAUCAAGAAAGAGAAAAAAGAAAAAGAUCGUGAAAAGUCUUUAAGGAAGAAAUCUCUGUCAGUGGCCAGUCUGGAUCCUGAUGGGGUCAAGAUUGAAGUGGGAGACCAAGUUCUGGUUGCUGGACAGAAACAAGGAAUUGUGCGUUUUUAUGGCAAAACAGACUUUGCACCAGGCUUUUGGUUUGGUGUAGAAUUGGAGCAGCCCACUGGAAAACAUGAUGGCUCUGUGUUCGGAGUUCGCUACUUCAGCUGCCUGCCCAAAUAUGGAGUGUUUGCACCACCUUCACGUGUUCAGAGAAUUGGAGGGCCAAAAGAAUCCCAGGGUGAUGGGAAGCUGGUGAAGAAAGUUCACCAGGUGACUAUGUCGCAGCCAAAACGUAACUUCAGUGCGAUGAGGUCUCCCAAAGACAUCACAUCUGAGAACUCCAUAUCUAGCAGGUUGCUGUUCUGUUGCUGGUUCCCCUGGAUGUUACGUGCUGAGAUGCAAUCCUAAAUUCCCUACUUAUUACUCCCACCAUCUUUCUGUUCCUUUUUAAUCAAUACAGUUCCCCUCUCACUGUUCAACCAUUUACAUUUAUUAAUUUGUAAAAAAAGCAACAUACAAAUGAGACACAGUGUUAUCCUAACAUGGAGCUAAGGUUUAAAGAUUUCGCUCAAGGGUCCAUCAAAUCAUUGGCAGUUAAACUCCUGAUCUUCCUAUAACUAGCUCAAAAUCUUAAAGCACUGAGCUAGCACUGCCUGAGCACACAUGCAUCAUUAACUUGAGCUUUUCUCUAGGAAUCAUGCAGACUAUAAGAGGCACAAAUGUGCAAGGUCUCUUUCCCAGCCUUUCCCUAUGACUGCAGUUCAAUAGCAAAAACUAGUGCCUUGUAAAGAAACAGUGUCCUGCAUUCCAUUUGUUAAAUGAUCAGUCAAAAAUUACAUAUCUUAAAUUGUGAAUUAGGGAAAAGUAACUCUAACAAAAGCCAUUUAUCAGUACACAAAGAAUGUAGGUAAUUUUAUGUUGGCGAAAAUCACCCUAAAAUGAAGACCACAAAAACUUACACACAGAUAUAUUUGUGGGCUUUGGUUGUGUCUUUUUGUUUUAAAAAGCUAAUUUAAGGUUAAAGCAAGUUUAGGUUAAACACAUGCCCUGGCCUAAAAUUCAUAAUGGUUGCUGUUGCUUCAUUGUGCACGGUUAGAAUUUUAAUGUUCAGUAGAAAACUAAGCUUUUAAAUGCCUUCUCAUUAGUUUGAUUUGUAUUCAUAGUUUGUAAAUGUAUAAUUAAUGUAAAACCAAGAGGUGUUUAAUUUACACAUACAACAGCAUAAAGCAACAGCAAAUUGUCCAAAGCUACAGGAGACAGAAUUUAUUGUUAUUGGAAUUGCUGUCCCCAACGCAAUUAUGCAUUAUAUUCGUAUUGAUGUGCUCUGCAUGAAAAUAAGCAGAUAUUCAUAAAGGGCAACUAAUAACUCUGUUAUUAACAAUUGUACACACUACCACACUACACUACAUACUCUAGUUGGUUGAUUAAUAAACUUGUAUAAUUCUGUAAUUUUCUACGUAAAUCAAAAGAAUAGGACACAUACUCCUCUAGUAUAAUAACCUGUGCUAAAGAAUAAAUGUUCAAUUAAUUAACUAAUCCAUUAGAUUAUAUAAUGCAGUACAAUAAAAACAGAUUUACCUAUGAGUUUUAAAAAGACUUAAUUUUGUGAGUCAAUGAUCAAGUAAUACCCAAAUAUUCUACAAUAAAUAGUUGUAAAUAAUUUUGUGAAACAUCUCUCUAUAGAUAUCUCAUUUCAGUUUUAAUGGAUCUUAUAAAUGCUCCAUUUCAGCACUUCUAAUAGUGAGGAAAGUGUGUAAAUAUAUUUGUCAACAAGUGCUUAGUAAAAAAAACAGCAAUAGUUAAUCUCUGUCCUCUUUCUCUUUGAAUAUGGCUGACAUAUUAGUGUAUGUAAGCACAGCAUGACUGAGAGCUCCAGUCUCUCAACACUCAGCCCUUAACUAAUUGAACUGCUUUGGAUCAUCUCCGUUAUGUUCAUCACAAACAGAUUUAUGAGGAAUUGACUCAUCACUGGUCUACAGGGUUUGGGAAACAGUGGGGGAGGGGGGCAAUUUGAUAAACAAAACUGCAAAAAAAGUCAAAUACAACACUGCUUAACAGAUCUAGGUCUUUCUUUUUUCCUGUAGUGUUGACUUACUCAUGUACUAUUGAAUUUGUGUAGUGCAAACAUUGUCUCUGUAGUGAUAUGAGACCUAGUGAAAGGCAUUUAAGAUUGAGUGCAAAGCAUCCUACAGUAUAACCAGUAGUAAACACAAUCACUGCAAUGUGGCGAUUUGUGACAAGUGUAUUGUUUUAGGGUGACUUUUUAAGCUAUACAUACUUCAGUAAAAACUACUAUACAUGUUCCAACAAAAUACUAUUACUUUACUUUUUUAAAUAAACAUUUUAAAUAAUUCAUUUGCAAAAGAAAUAAUGGGUAGAUAUUUUAACUGAAGUUUAGAGUGUAUGAAAUAUCUGUUUCAUUCCUUGUUCGGUCAAGAGAUGGAAAAAAAUAUAUAUGUCUAAUGCAUUUUGUUAAUCUACCCAGUCAUAUAGGCUACUUAAUAUGAUUAAUUUGUAAACAUUUAUUUGUCCAAGAAGAUAUAUUUUGAUAAUUUCACUAUGUAUUUUUAAUGUGCAUCAGUUGGGCAACCUGGUGACAGUAUCCAUGUUUAUGUGUUCAUGUGAACUAUUUAAAACAAGAAAUAUUUGUGAUGAUUGUUAUGCUUAGAGUGAGCUCUGGGUUUGCUUACUAGGCUACUGCAUGCAGUUAUUAUGAAUUUGUGGUUUCUUUUUUCUUUCGUAGCAAUGUAUUAGCAUGUUAAUAACAUCAAGUGGGAAUUUUCCCACUCUGGAUGUACCAUUAAUAGAUAUGCCAUAAAUAAACAUUUGGUGUUUCCUA